ACAGGUGUUGCAGUCAUGAUGCUUACCGGUUUCCUUGUUCUGCUCUUCCUCAUGGAUGGUGUGUACCCAGAGCGUGAAUGCAGUUAUCAGGAUGUUUUAAACCACUUGAACCUGACCACAAACAAGGAGCUGUACACCAUGAGCCGGCCUGUUAAACACUACAAACGACCCACAUUGGUAUCCCUAGAAGUACUGCUCUAUGCCAUUCUAGAUGUGGUUGAGAAAGACCAGAAAUUUAUUCCUUAUGUUUGGACUGUCGUGAGGUGGCACAAUGAAUACAUUUCCUGGGAUCCAAGUCAGUUUUGUGGAAUUGAUAAUGUUUCUCUUCCUGUUGAAGCUUUGUGGAAGCCAGAUCUCACAAUUGAGGAAAUGACAGAGAAGGACAAAGCUCCUCCGAGUCCGUAUCUCACCAUCAAUAAUAAAGGUGACGUUGAAGUCCAGAAUGACCAGGUACUGGUUAGCACCUGCAGGAUGCACAUUUACAAAUUCCCCUUCGACACACAGCGCUGCAGGCUCUCCUUUAAGUCCAUCAUACACACUGCCAAGGACAUUCGGCUCUAUGCAAGUGACAACUCUUCAGAGGCCACAGAGUGGUCUCGUGAUUUGAUGCGGACCCAGUAUGAAUGGCUGUUCAUUAACAUGACAGUAACUUCCGAAAAUGCCAGCAGUGAGCUCGACCAAGACAUCAUCGUUUACACUGUACGUAUAACUGGCUACAGAAAAAGCAACUUUUCUUUCCUCAUGAAUAUUUUUAUGUAACGGGCAACAUUUUAUGUAAAACAAAAAAUAGUAUUUAUUAUCAGACGUGCAGCAGUAGGAACACCAACUACCUGACACAUUAUUUCACAGAUCACCAUGAAGAGGCGCCCUGUCCUCUACAUUGUGAACUUCUUGCUGCCCGUCCUGUUCUUCUUGUGUCUGGACUUGGCCUCCUUCCUGAUCUCGGACAGUGCUGGCGAGAAGAUCGGCUUCAAAGUCACUGUGCUGCUCGCUGUCACGGUGUUACAACUUAUUCUGAAUGAAAUUCUGCCUGCCUCGUCAAACAGGGUUCCACUUAUAGCGGUCUACUGUAUUGGGAUUUUUGCUCUGAUGCUGCUGAGCCUCCUGGAGACAAUUUUGGUGAUGUUUCUGAUGGCGAAAGACUGUGCAUCCCAAGAUAAUGAGGUAGACAGAGACCAAAGCCGGGGAGAGGAAUGUACCAGACAUAACAAAUCCAACUUCUUCAGCUAUCUUGGAGGUAAGACCAGGCUAGAGUGUGCAUAUGUUUAUGAUGUGUCAACAGGUGAAACAACAUCUGACCAGUUGACUAUUGCCAAAGAGGUUAGAAUUGAUUUGCACUUGGAACACAUGGCACAACAACAGCAACAAACUGAUAGAGGAGCGCAAUACCAUAGGGAAGCUCUCAAAGGAGUUGAAGGAGGUGGAGAAAACACUGUCUCUGUUCCUCAGGAAGAGGAAGCAACAGGAGAGGCCCGGCUACUGGACCAGAUUGGCUAA
Molecule: messenger RNA, 1497 nt
Organism: Larimichthys crocea (large yellow croaker)
Lineage: Eukaryota; Metazoa; Chordata; Actinopteri; Sciaenidae
Product: 5-hydroxytryptamine receptor 3A-like
Exons: 10
Biological process (GO): monoatomic ion transmembrane transport
Cellular component (GO): membrane
Molecular function (GO): extracellular ligand-gated monoatomic ion channel activity; transmembrane signaling receptor activity
Source: RefSeq, a predicted model, not a curated record